AUGCAAUCUGUACAAGCUGCCACUGCUCUUUAUUGGACUCCUGAUACUUUAGCCAAACAAAUUGCUAUUAUUGAUUGUCAAUUAUUCAGUAUGGUCAAACUCGAAACUUCUUUACUCUGCCAACUGGAUCUUGUCAAUUCUCAACUUGAUCGUUUAUUGGAUUUUCACCAUUACCUUUCUCAUAGUUUUGCACAUCAACUUAUAUUUUGGUCAAGUUUAUCCAAAACUACUACUUCGACUGUUAUACCUCCUGUACAGCCCAAAGACAAUUUGAUAUCCCAUUUGGUUCAAGUCGCUCACCGUCUUUUACAUAUUUAUCGUGAUUUCUCUGGAUUCGCUGCUAUCAUGAAAGCCCUUAUGUUACCUCAAGUACAACGCUUGCGUUCUCUAUGGAAGAAUUGCCCAUCUCGUAUCAAAGAAUUAUUUAGUGAAAUGGUUCCUAUCUUAUCAUCUGAUCAACAAUACCAAGCAUACCACAAUAUCCUCUAUCAAAAACUCUCUUACUUUUUCUUUACACCAUCAUCUACUCUUGACUCAAAAUCAAUAUCCAAAAUGGUAGUGAUUCCUUGGAUGCAACCUCAUCUACUCUCUUUACGCUCUAUCGUGACUGACUAUGCAGCUAUUGGUGACGACCAUGCAACAUUACAACAAACAUCAACAACUCCUUCCAAGAAUCAUUUGUGUCACCAAACUACUUCCAAUAUUGAACUUGUUUUGUCGGCCCCAGGACUUCAAAAACUGGCUGUGAUCAUGGCUCUCUUGGAACAAUGUCAAACCUGCGUCAAUACAAACAACAACAACAACAACAACAACAAGAACAACAAGAACAACAACAACAGCAGCAGCAGCAGGAGAUCAAGUCGACAUUCUAUGCAUCCCACUACCAACAAGUCAAACACUAGUACUACUGUCCAUGAUCUUCAUACUCUUUCUCCUGGUGAUCUACUGGUGCAUCAUUGGUUAGUAUCUCGUGUCUAUUUACGCAGAGAUCAGCUCGUGGAUGAAAGUAUACAAGUACAGCCUUUACUGCCUGGUGAACAACUCGUUUGUGAUGCAUUUGCUUCUGAUGAUGGUGCCUUGGAAAUCCUUCUUCGCAAAAAAUUAGAUACUACUUCUCGACAGCACCUUACUGACAAUAAACAUCAUACACAGUCAACCAAUCCAGCUUCACCACGAUCUAUAGCAUCAUCUGUUUCUGUAGUUAUUGAAAAUCCAAGUAGUAAGCAAGAAAAAGAAAAAAAAGAUCAAAAGGCAAUGCCCACCUCAACUAACAACCCAAGCAAGAAAUCCAAGCUCUCACCUACUGCACCUGAAUUUGUACCAUUAAUGGUGGUGGCUCAAAGUCAAUAUGAAAAUGUACCAUCAUCUGAAGAAUGGAAUGGAUACCCAACCCCUGUCUUAGAAGAAGAAGAAGACAUAUAUGACCAAAAGCAACAACAACGACGACGAUCUCAUCUUGACAAUGAUGAUGAUGAUGACGAUGAUGAUGAAAUUUGGACAGGAUACCCAGGACCUCAACAACGACAUGGAUCGAUGCAUUCUAUUGUAUCAGAUGAAUGGAAAGGAUACGAGGCUACCAAGGAAGAAGCAACAUGGGAACUGGAAACGGCACUCAAGAUGAAACAACGUGAUUGGCAAGGUUAUACUUUGGAAACUUUGAAUGAGCAAGAGCUUGAUGGCCAAUAA
This is a messenger RNA of Halteromyces radiatus, 1686 nucleotides long. Its product is annotated as RasGEF domain-containing protein. Lineage: Eukaryota; Fungi; Mucoromycota; Mucoromycetes; Mucorales; Cunninghamellaceae. The record is from RefSeq and is a predicted model, not a curated record. The transcript has 4 exons. Bases 1 to 1686 code for a protein of 561 amino acids. Gene Ontology annotation, biological process: small GTPase-mediated signal transduction. Gene Ontology annotation, molecular function: guanyl-nucleotide exchange factor activity.